Messenger RNA from Dracunculus medinensis (Guinea worm), 570 nucleotides. NCBI's taxonomy places the organism in Eukaryota, Metazoa, Nematoda, Chromadorea, Rhabditida, Dracunculidae. The record is from the annotation of a GenBank genome assembly.
AUGGGUGCAGCGGCUUCAGGUGUGCAGACCCAAAUGCAAGCUGAACACGAUCCAAAUGCGGCAUUUCCAUGGUGGGUGCGGUUUUUGGCUAAAGGACUUGGUGUUUUCGGUGGAUUUGUUGCGAUCUUUUUCGCGGUGCUUGGAUUUAUUUCAUUCUCAGCUACGUGUAUUAUCGCUGUUUUGUUACAGUUGUUUAAUUCAUAUGGUUUUAGAGCGUUUGGAUUAUUAAUAAUCUCAUUAGAAGCACCAUUUUGCUGCAUGUUUGUUGAUUUUAUCGAGAAAAUCGCUGUAUUCUCUGAAUCUCGAAAAUAUUGGCAUAAAGCUGCUUUAUAUUGCAUACUAGCCAUAAACAUUUUCAGUAUGGGAAUAAUUCCAAUAAUAACUUGUGUUGAACUGAACACAGUACUUGGAAGUGGUACAAUUUUUGCAUCCGGUGUGGUUUAUGGUUUUAUGGCAUUGGGUAAGAAAGCAGAUCUUUCAGCGAUGGCUGGUGGUUCUACGGAUCCUGCAUGGAAUGCUAAUGUCAAUCAACAAACACCGGCAUCUUUUGGUAAUCCAUCAUUAGCAUGA